GGCAAGUUUCGCUCAUCCAACCAGAGAAACCUUGAAAUUCUCUCCUCUCUCUCUCUCUCUCUCUCUCUCUCUCGAUUUUAACAAAACACAAACAAAAAAAACACACACACAGAGUUUCUCUCUUUUUUUCUUUGAAGCUAUGAAAAUGGAAAUAGAAUCGAGCCCACCAGAGGUGGCGAAGAAACUAUGGAACAUUGUACGGAUAGUGUUCUACAUGGUGAGGAAAGGUCUAUCAAAGAGCAAAAUAAUGGUAGACCUCCAUCUGAUGAUGAAAAGAGGGAAGAUGGCGGGAAAAGCCAUAGCCAACAACAUCUUCCUCCACCAAUACCACUCUUCGUUCAGUUGCCGAUCCAACGACGCGCUCAACUUCGUCUCUCCCAGAGAGUACGAGUUCAGCUGCAGCAACAGUCCUUCUAAUCCAUUCCAUUUCAACCACAAGCGCAACAGGCACCACCACCACCUGUUCUCCAAAUCCACCUACCGAUACGACGACGUCACGACGGUUACGGCCGUUCAGAAAGUGCUCGAGAUAUAUCUUAACAACAACAACAACAAUAAUAAUAGUAAUGACGUGGCGGUUGAAGCGUCGCCGUUGGUGAGUUUGCCAGGGUUCGGGAAAAGUCCGAUGGUUAGACAGUUGAGAAUAACGGACUCUCCGUUUCCGUUGAAAGACGAACAAGCUGGAGAUGGUCAAGUUGAUAAGGAAGCUGAGGAGUUCAUAAAGAGGUUUUAUAAGGACCUUAAGUUGCAGAAAAGAAUGGCGACUCUUGAAUCUCCAGCACAUAACAUUUGGGGUCGAUGAUGCAAAUUAAUACGUAUAUAUGUAUUGGCGCUCUUCUUUGUUCGUGGUUCUUGUGGUGACAUGAUUGUCAAUGGAGAUUAAAACAGAGAGAUAUAUGUACACCAAUUAAUACAUGUAUUUGUGAAAUUCGAUCCGAAAGCUUGACAUAGCCCUCCACUUUGAGCAGUAUGAACUUUACUUUUCUUUU
Molecule: messenger RNA, 989 nt
Organism: Ziziphus jujuba (common jujube)
Lineage: Eukaryota; Viridiplantae; Streptophyta; Magnoliopsida; Rosales; Rhamnaceae
Exons: 1
Coding region: 140-802 (220 amino acids)
Source: RefSeq, a predicted model, not a curated record